AUUUUCACUUGGUAAUUUUGUAGGACUAAAUAAGUUUUGUGAACGUUUUGACAGUAAGGUUUCUGUUGAAAAAGAUAAAUAUAAAAUAACUCAAGUUAAGCUUUUAUUAUUACAUGAUUAUAAGAAACUCAUUUUGUAUUUUUUAGUGGGCAAAGAUUGUCCCAUUAAAAGGCGUAAUAAAACCACACAUAAUUGGUAUAAAUUUGAACUGCAAUAUUCAUCUAUUUAUUCCAUUAUAAUUUCGAAAAGUGAUGAUUUAACGUUAUAUUUCCGAUUGUUGCUGCCACCAUUAAUGUAUUCUAUGAUCCAUGAUAGUGAAGAGGAAGAUUGUAUACCUUUUUAUGAAAUUGACUAUACUACUUCUUGGUUCAGAGCUGUUGAUCUCUAUGAUGGUCGUCCUCAUCUGAAAAAAGAACUCACUAUGAAUACUGUUCUAAAACUUGAUCUUAAGAGAGAAGAUUAUGAUUUUUUAUUUCAAAUAAUAGCAUACUGCAAAAGCAUUCAACUCUUUUUUGCUCCAGUCUCUGUUAUUAAGAGCUCAAUUCCUCCUGUAACAUUAACAUUUUUCCCGAAUUCAAAAUCUAAUGCAAAUGAAAAGAAGCAGAAAAAAGAAGAUAAAGAAGCAGAAGAAAAGAGGAAAAAAGAAGAGUUUGAGUGUUUUUAUGCUUUACAGUGCAUCCUGACUCACAGUUUUGAAAUAAAUGAUCAACUUGUCUUUAGGAAAGAAAGUGACCUUGCCAAAUUAUUUGUGCAAGAAAAAAGUAAAGAAAAUCCUACUGCAUUAAGUCGUGCACUCUAUCAGAUUUAUGAUUCUAUUAUUAAAAGAAAUGUAGUAAUGUUUAUGGAAUCUCUGAAAUAUUUGUAUGAUUGUUUUAAAAAAGAAGAACCUAAAACAGUUAUUGAUGAUUUUUUUUCUAGGAAUCAAAGCCAUUUGCUUUUAAUUAAACGAGCUAUUCUUACACCAACUCAUGUUGUUCUGUUACCACCUCAACCAACUUUAAAAAGUCGAGCUUUACGAGAUUGUGAAUUUGAUUACUCUUUGAGACUAUCAAUUAAGGAUGUGAAUAUAGACUUCAUUCAUUUUUCUGUCAAAGCUUUUGGUACUGAUUCCAUGGAACGUCAGCGUAAUUUUUUCGAUACUUAUUACAGAAGUACUUUGCUUAAAGGAUUCAGUAUAGGUAAACGCAAAUACAAAUAUGUUGGGAGUUCAACUAGUCAGUUGAAAGGUCAUGGUUUGUGGUUUUAUGCUCAAGAUAGUAAAGGCAGGACAUCUGAGGACUUAAGAAAACAGUUUGGGUCAUUAGAGAAAAUCCGCCUGGUGCCAAAGUAUAUGGCUCGUAUGGGACAAACAUUCUCCCAGUCUAUGGGACAUAUUCGAGUCCCACAAGAUUGGACUAAUGUAAAAAAUCCGGAUGAUGACAUUGAAGGAGGUGUCAUCACUGAAUUUCUUACAAUUUAUGAACAAAAACAGAAAAAAAAGUUUCUCCAAGUAGAGCCAGAUAAUGAAGAUGUUGAAGUAGAGGACAAAGUUGAGGAAAAUCCAACUGAGAACGUUGACCGCUAUAAUUUUUCUGAUGGCAUUGGUAGAAUAUCACCUGAGCUUGCUGAUGAGGUGUACAAAGAGUUAGAUGUACUUGAUCAAAGACCAUCAGCUAUGCAAAUCCGGUAUGCAGGCUGCAAAGGUAUGCUGGUUGUUGAUCCUACACUUGAAGGGAAAGUUAUUAAAUUUCGCAAAAGUAUGAAGAAAUUUGAUUCAGAUAAUGACUCUUUGGAAAUUCUGAAAUUUAGUGAGAAACGAAUUUUCCAUUUUCGAAUCAAUGUUUCAAGUCAUUCCUGGAAAUCUGUUUCAUUACCUCUAUGACCAGCUUUUAUUGCAUCUCAU
Molecule: messenger RNA, 1882 nt
Organism: Argiope bruennichi
Lineage: Eukaryota; Metazoa; Arthropoda; Arachnida; Araneae; Araneidae
Exons: 3
Coding region: 293-1861 (522 amino acids)
Biological process (GO): siRNA processing
Cellular component (GO): nuclear RNA-directed RNA polymerase complex
Molecular function (GO): RNA-directed RNA polymerase activity
Source: RefSeq, a predicted model, not a curated record